Molecule: messenger RNA, 1251 nt
Organism: Spodoptera litura
Lineage: Eukaryota; Metazoa; Arthropoda; Insecta; Lepidoptera; Noctuidae
Product: mast cell protease 1A-like
Biological process (GO): proteolysis
Molecular function (GO): serine-type endopeptidase activity
Source: RefSeq, a predicted model, not a curated record
UGAACAUUUAUCGAAUUAAUGAAUAAGAUAUUCAUCCUUCCUUUUUAUUGUUAAAAGCUCAGUUUAAAGUGAAUAAUGGUAUCAAGAUUAGUUCUUUUAUGUUUCUCUGUGCAUUCCGUGGUUUCUAUGUACGAAGGAGAUACGUGCACAAAGGAGGAUGGAACGGAUACAGGGAUAUGUACCAUCUUGAUCAAUUGUUCGACUGCCCUGGACGAUCUUAAUAACGGCGAGAUACAACCUCAGAUCUGCAGUUUUCCACCUAGCAAUAUAGAACCCAUCGUAUGCUGCUUUAACAAGUCUAGCAAUGUUGAAAGUACAACCCAACCUGCUCCAACUCCAGCAUCACGCUUACUCAUUGAGGAGCCACAUUGCGGGCCAGUAAAGUCAUCACUGACCUCCCCAAAAACUGGACGAGUAGCAUUUGACAAAUGUGUAGAUUACCAAGAGAAGUAUGUGUAUUCUUGUGGACGGGCAUAUUCCAUCGCUGGUGGCUUUGACAGACGCAAUAAUUGUCACCAUAAAACAGACCAGUUGGUGGUUGGAGGUACGAAUGCUGACGAGCACGAAUUUCCCCACAUGGCGCUGAUCGGAUUUGGAGAGAUAUCCAGCCGCGAUUUCCAAUGUGGCGGCUCCAUCAUCAGCGAGAAAUUCGUCUUGACAGCGGCUCAUUGUUCAUUUUCAACAAUGUCCGGGCCAGCCACUUAUAUAGCAAUAGGAGUGCUUCAGAAACAUGAGGCGAAAGACCAGUCGAAGAUUUACUUGAUCAAGCGAUUUAUAAACCACCCUCACUACAGAUCCCCAUCGAGAUACAACGACAUCGCUUUGAUUGAGACCGAUCGAGAGAUGGAAUUGAGCCAGUACAUCGUGCCUGCUUGUCUUCCCACAGAGCCGGUAGAGGAUGCUCAAGCUAUAGUAACAGGAUGGGGUCCAAUUCACUACAAUACUGAUGUAUCCGAUAUUCUUCAAAAGGCAACUCUGUAUAAAACUCCUGUUGAUGAAUGCCGUAGACUGUACAGGAGUCAUCGUCUAUUUACAAGAGGUUUUGACAGCGAAACACAGACGUGCUACGGAGAUAGGGACAUGCCUCUUCGCUACCAGGACAGAUAUGAAAGCAAAGACACUUGCCCACUACUCUUCGGAAACCUCUCGUAUAUCAAUGACGUCGACGGAAGCGGCACUGGCGAUCGCAUCAGAGGGGGACAGCGCUGCGCUGGUAGCAACAUGUACGACAGUGGCGUGCAGUCCAUAUAG